This is a messenger RNA of Penicillium hordei, 924 nucleotides long. Its product is annotated as phytanoyl-CoA dioxygenase family protein. The record is from RefSeq and is a predicted model, not a curated record. Bases 1 to 924 code for a protein of 307 amino acids. Lineage: Eukaryota; Fungi; Ascomycota; Eurotiomycetes; Eurotiales; Aspergillaceae. The transcript has 2 exons.
AUGACCAUGAAGCAACCUCAAGUCCAACGCAUCGACCGAGCCAACGUGGCCGAUAUCAUUCAAGCCAUUAUCGACAAUGGCUGCUGUGUGAUCAAGAACUUUACCAGCGCGGAAACAAUAAAUAAUGUCAAUGCGGAGGCUCAACCUUACCUCGAUGCGGAUAAACCAUGGAAGGGCGAUCUUUUCCCACCGGAAACUCGGCGAUGUGCCAAUCUGAUGGGGCGGAGCAAGACAGCCAGAGAACAAUGGCUAGUCGAUCACCUCGUCCGUACAUUGACCGCCAAAUUCGUGGAUAAGACAACGUCAAACUUCUACGGAGAAACCAAACACACCUAUACGAGCGAGGCAAUCUGUUCGAUCGCGAUGACAUUUGACGUCGGACCAGGUGCCAAAGCGCAGCGACUACAUCGAGACGACAAGAACUUCCACGUUGAUCACGAAGAUCAAUCUUCCACGGGUUAUCGUGUAGGUUCGGAUGUGAUGAUGGCAUUUAUGAUCCCCGGAGUCAAGACUACCGUGGAGAACGGUGCUACUAUAGCCAUUCCCGGUAGCCAUCUUUGGGGCUCUGAUCGAGCCCCAAAACUACACGAGGCGGGGCCUGCUCUUAUGGAUUUAACCGACUGUUGGGUCAUGUUGGGCGGGUUGUAUCAUGCCGCAGGAGCAAAUAUCACCCUGGAUGAGCGGAGGACCUUACAUGGGAUGUUUUUCACUCGCGGGUUUUAUCGACAGGAGGAGAAUAUUUAUCUGGCCAACUCUGCUGAGGAGGUUCUGAGCUGGUCACCAGAGGCUCAAAAGGCCUUGGGGUAUGAGUUAUCAAGCCCAAAUAUCGGGUUCGUGGAGUUUAAGACGCCGAUACAGUACCUUCGGGGAGCAGAGGUCGAUGCAUUCGGUGAUUUCGACCCCUCACAAGAGAAGGAAGCUUGA